This is a messenger RNA of Blumeria graminis f. sp. triticale, 603 nucleotides long. Lineage: Eukaryota; Fungi; Ascomycota; Leotiomycetes; Helotiales; Erysiphaceae. The record is from the annotation of a GenBank genome assembly.
GCACCUACUGCACCCAAAGCUCGUCGUUCCUUGAGGGCCAAGGCGACCAAAUUAAAAGUGGGAUUGAAAUCGAAUGCAAGUGUUGAUGAUACAGGUAAAUUACAAGUAGCUGCGAAAGAUGUCCUCUCAAAACGAGAAAAGCGCGCGAAUAAGCAUUCCAGUCUCGUCAAGCGCAUCGAGAAAUCCACUACCAAACCAUUUAAACGUCGUCGGCCUAACAAAAAGCUCAUCACGACUAUGAAUAACCUGAUAGAUGCUCUCCCGGAUAUCGAAGCAUUAGUUCAGGGUCCGAAUAAUGUCAAUACAAGCCUUAAACACAAAAGUCUAAAGAGUCGACCUGGGGUUAUGAAAAAAAAAGAUAAAUUAGAGAAAGUCGAAAUGGCUAGAUUUGGGCAAAACAUGGCACAUAUCAUGGGCAUAGAGCAGUCAGAAAUGAUUUCGAAUGUUCCAACAACCUCCAGCAAAAUGGAAGCUGAAUCUUUGCCAGAUGUCGAAUUUAACACACAUAAAUCGACAAAGAUUGCCAAAAGAUUUGCGGCAUUGAGAGCCUGGGCGAUUACGAAUAUGGAGAAGCAUCCGAGCUUUGAAAAAAAUACAAUUUAA